Messenger RNA from Trypanosoma cruzi, 1440 nucleotides. RefSeq lists its product as uncharacterized. Bases 1 to 1440 code for a protein of 479 amino acids. Gene Ontology annotation, cellular component: outer membrane; SAM complex. Gene Ontology annotation, biological process: protein insertion into mitochondrial outer membrane. Lineage: Eukaryota; Euglenozoa; Kinetoplastea; Trypanosomatida; Trypanosomatidae. The record is from RefSeq and is a predicted model, not a curated record. The transcript has a single exon.
AUGAAUAAUCAAGAGAAUGCAUCCGUAUUUUCACAGGAAGUAAAAAUAACGGAAAAAGAUAUUGAGAAAGUCAUGGAUUUGCCGGUACGUACCCAUGUGCGUAUCCGAGGAAUUCAAAGAAUUCAUCCUCGCGUAAUAAGUCGUGAUGUUGAGGCUAUUAAACGCUCAAGGACAAUAACUGAAAUUACGAGCAACAUGAGUGAAGCAAAGAGUAGAUGGGUACAAAUGGGUGUUUUUAACUCAGUAAACUUUAAUUUAGAGCCCACCUACGAUGGCGAAGCCAACGAUGUUUGUGUCCACAUAGAUGUUGAAGAGUCCAAACCUAAAAAAUCAUUUGGCAUCUUUACAACUGAAACUGUAGUUCCGGAGUUGACUAUUUCUUUAGAAAAUAUUCUUGGAGGUAGGUACACAUUGUCUGGGAACUAUAUCCCUCCAACAUCACGAACUCAUGCUGCAUCCUUUUCGAUUCUUUCCAAUGUUCCAUUUUUGGGACAAGUGGGAGAGUACUACAUUGGAAAACGGACUGAAAAUAAGAUAUAUCACCCCGCUAGUAGUGAAAGAAUAGAAGAAAUUCGAGCUACUGCAAAGAAUGAAAAGCGAGGAUUUUUUUCGGAGUUUUCAGUUGGCUUUCAGCGAAGACUUUUGGUUUCAAAGGAAAAAGAACAUUUAAAUUUAGAUCUUUUAAAUGACUUUUCUACUACGUUUAAAGGAUAUAUGAGACAUGAAUUGGCUUUAUCGAAUACAGGAUAUCAUGCGGAUCCUUUUUUAUCUAACAUGUAUCCUUUACCAAUACAAGGAAACCAAAUAAGUAUAAAAAAUGAGCUCGCUGGCGGUCCCUUUGGAGGUCAAUUUACGUUUUUGAAAACAGAAAUACAGGCAGCAAAAUAUUGGCCGCUUGGACCUUUUUGUAGUUUUCAAUGGAAUACUAAAUUAGCGGGUAUAUGGUCUUAUCGACAGGCUAGAAUACCGUUAAACGACCGGCUUUUUCUUUCAAACUGUCAUGUUCGUGGGUUUAAAAGUGUGGGGCCUUCAACUCUUGAUAUUAUUCAAAAAGAAGGGGGUCGAUUUGCUGCAACAGGCGGUAAUGCACUUUGGGCGACAUCAAUUAGUGUAAACUUUCCAUUUAUCUUCUUUCCUCAUAAUGGAUUAGCGGCUAUGCAUCUUUUUGCGAAUUUGGGUAAUUUAAAAAUGAUACGAUAUCAAUCAGAGUUCUUGGACAUUUACCAGUGGCUUCGCUCUUCUGCUGCCUCAGUAGGGUUUGGUGUGGUGGUAACCAGAAUUCCAUUGUUUGGUGUUGCCCCUAGCGGACGCUUUGAAUUGAAUUUCUCAAUUCCUGUAGGUAUUGAUAGAAGCGGAAAUGUUACCUGGAGAAAUGGCAAUAAAAAUCUGUUUGAACACGUCAAAUUUGGAUUAACGUGGUCUUCAGCCUUUUCAUUGUAA